This is a messenger RNA of Porites evermanni, 635 nucleotides long. The record is from the annotation of a GenBank genome assembly. NCBI's taxonomy places the organism in Eukaryota, Metazoa, Cnidaria, Anthozoa, Scleractinia, Poritidae.
UGUCUCAGUUCCAGUCACUUUUGGUUUCAUUUUCAUCAGAAGACUGAGAAACUGAACACGGUAAGUUUAGGGGCCGCGGGAGGGGCCGACCAUUUAACUCUUGAGGGUGGGGGUGGGUGAUUUUGAAAAAAUAUUUCCUGCAAGCGCUUGUGGGAAGAAAAAAAUUGCAUGCAGCACAAAUGUAAUAGAAAGCUUAUGGAAAAAAGGGAAAAAAUGUCCUGCCCACCAGAUUGCUAGAAAAAAAAAAAAUUAUUGAUGACCAGAAAUCACCCACCCCUCCCCUCAAGAGUUAAAUGGUCGGCCCCUUAUAAACUGUAAGCUGUCACUGACUGAUAGCGUUGGGUGCACAUAUAAUAAGUACAGCUUAUUUUCAAGACUUUAAAUUUACACUGGGAGAGGUUUGCAUGAAUCGCGUGACUGGUUUUAUUCAUGUUGUAAUAACUAUUAGUGAGUCACGCGUAAAAUAAAGCCACGCGAAUAAUUGUUUGGAAGCUUCGUUUGUGCAGUAACAACUUUGCUUAACUUUUCCUUCUCUUCUACCUUUCAGAGGAAAAGGUCUUGUUAUUGACGCGUAUUCAAUUUGGUUCAAUUCGGGUCGACUAACCAAAACAAGUGAGUAUAAAUCGAAAUUUUAA